Molecule: messenger RNA, 465 nt
Organism: Suillus clintonianus
Lineage: Eukaryota; Fungi; Basidiomycota; Agaricomycetes; Boletales; Suillaceae
Exons: 2
Coding region: 1-465 (154 amino acids)
Source: RefSeq, a predicted model, not a curated record
AUGGCCUCAAUCGUCGGCGAAAACAAUGCUCAAUGGCGCACUUACGUGCACUAUCAUCACGACAACAGCAUUCACGAACUCAUCUUGCCAAACGUAAACUCGCUCAACUACACGGACAACAUUUUGUCUUUCGGACCGACCCCUUGCCACACCUCCCCUGUCGCAGCUGUUGGAUGGGGCGACCUCUCUGAUGCAAGUAUACGCGUGUACUAUUUUACAAACGAGUCCACGGUGCAAGAGCUGGUGUGGUCUAUUAGCGGCGGGUGGAGUGUUGGAAUGAAUCUGGGCGAUACAAUAACGAACGGCAUCAGUCUGUAUGCGCAAGUGCGCGCAACCGGGACCGAUCUGGCUGAGCUCAGGGUUGGGUAUCAGUCCCCAUCCGAUCCGGAGACUAUCACCGAGUCAUACUAUAUUCCCACUGAGGAGAAGUGGGGAACACGCACCUAUCCGAGUGAGAUGGACUAG